AUGCCACUGCUGGGCUGGAACCCGCUGGCACCCGUCCUCCAGACCGUCGCCGCCUUCUCCCGCCACAUCCUCAUCGCCCCCGACGCCGGCCCCGACGACCACCGCCUCCGCCCCCUCCUAGCGCUCUCCCUGUCCCCGCCUUCGCCGGCACCACCGCGGCCGGAGGUCCUGAAGGCAAGUCGUGUUUUCUCCGUACUCGCGCCGAUGUCGCCUUCUGUUUGGUUUGGUUUGAUGGGGAGAAUGAUCAACUAUGUGACUUGCUUUCAGUUCCCUGACGAACCCACGAGGCAGCAAAAACGGGAUGCGAAGGAAUUGAUGCAUAUAAUCUCGAGACUAUAUCCUUGCAAAGAAUGUGCUGAUCACUUCAAGGAAGUUUUGAAAGCAAAUCCUGUGCAGGCAGGAUCUCAAGCUGAAUUCUCCCAGUGGUUAUGUUAUGUGCACAACGUGGUUAAUCGAAGCCUAGGGAAGCCAAUAUUUCCCUGCCAAAGAGUAACUGCACGAUGGGGUAAGCUUGAUUGCCCUGAGCGCUCGUGUGAUCUAGAAGGCAACAUCGACAUCAUGCCAAACCGAUGA
This is a messenger RNA of Miscanthus lutarioriparius, 573 nucleotides long. The record is from the annotation of a GenBank genome assembly. NCBI's taxonomy places the organism in Eukaryota, Viridiplantae, Streptophyta, Magnoliopsida, Poales, Poaceae.